GUUGGGGAGGGAACUCGAAAGUCUCAGCGUUGUUAUACUUCAAUGAAAGGACGCGGAAGUAAACAGUCUUUAACGGAUUUGUUUUAUUUAACCUUUAUGAUUUUACGAAUAUGACGUUUUCCUUUUGAUGCGAACUUGCGAAAUGUUGACUGAAAUUAUGAUCUAGUUGGCAAAGCCCUGGCUGGCUGCGUAAAUUUCCCGACCUCUUGUGACUGUCAACGCGUGGCUCUUUACAUGAGAUAAAGGUAAACAUUAACACAUGGUGAAUGCUACGAACUACCGAAACAAGAAUUGUUCUCUCCUCAGCUUCGUGACAGAAGACCGACUGCAGUCCUUCUGCCUCCCUAUUCCAACUCUUUGACCCUUCCACCUCUCGCCAUGGAAGCCAGAGGAAAGUACGAGUUUAAUGCUACGGCUGAGGAUGAGCUGAGCUUCCGAAAGGGAGACAUCCUGAAAAUUCUAGGUAGUCAAGAUGAGUGGUUUAAGGCAGAGCUGCAUGGACAGGAAGGCUUUGUGCCCCAAAACUACAUUGAGAGACAAACCCCAAGCUGGUUCAAGGAGACGGCAAGCCGCAGCUCUGCUGAGGAGCUCCUGAUGUCUAGGGAGGUGGGGGGAUUCCUGAUCCGUGGCAGUCAGAGCUCCCCUGGAGAAUUCUCCAUCUCUGUCAGACAUGAGUUUGACGUGCAGCAUUUCAAAGUGAUGAAGGACAGCAAAGGCCACUACUUCCUUUGGUCAGAGAAGUUCACUUCCCUCAACAAGCUGGUGGACUUCUACAAGAACACCUCCAUCUCCAAGCAACGGGACAUCUACCUCAGAGACGGUAGCCGGGAUGACCAGAGCCCAUCCGCACCCCAACCGUUGAAGAGGGGGAGUCUACCUGAGGAGAGGAGCUAUGGGGCCCCUACUGCAGCCACGUCACACCGCAGGGCCUCAGACCUUCCUCACAGUCAGCAGAGUAAGAGACCUGGGAUGGAGGAGAGGGCUCACACCAUAGGCACCCCUGGUAGAAACACCCCCCUAACCUCUCUCCCAGCCCCCCAAUGGACAUCUGAAACCAUACCUCAUCCACAGAGGGCAGUCAUACAGGUGAAAGCAGUGUACGACUUCACAGCGGAGGAAGGGGACGAGCUAGGCUUCCGUGCAGGUGAUGUCAUUGACAUUUUGGAUCACUCUGAUCCAUCGUGGUGGAAAGGAAGAUUGCGGGGUAAAAGUGGUCUGUUCCCUGCCAACUAUACCACACCAUUAUGAGGAAAGCUUAGAGAGAGAGAAGUCGCUCUUUGGACUUCUCCAAUCAUAUGGACUGUGAUGAUAAGAGUCACACACAGAAACUUCAGCAGCCCAAACUGUAGGACUAAAAAGAAAUUGGUUCACAUAUGAUUUCUGAUAACAUAUGCUCACACAUUUAUUUUUAUUUUAAAGCUGGUGCUCAGCAUGAUACAAUUGACAUGCCUAAAUGACAUUGAUUUAUAAGCAGUGGUGGACUUACCAUUAGGCAGAAGAGGCAAUUGCCUCAGGCCUGACAUCAUCAAGGUGCCUUGUGAGCUGGGCAUAACAAUAAAAUACUAGCAAUCUUCUUUUUCCCCCCAAUAAUGUCUCUGCAUGAGACCCCACAAAUGGUUUAUAAUAAUGGACUAUCCCACCUUGACAGAGUUCCCAUGCAUUGUUUCACGCGAUAUGACUUCACAUUUGACUUCCAUUGUAAUUAAGCUGUAUCAAUGAGGUGCUUGCACAGCAGGGCAGAGAAAUGUGCAAUUAACGCAACCAGUGAAAAUAAAAAGAAAGAAAGAAGAUUUAACAGAAAAAUGUUGUAAGUUAAUGCAUUUCUUUAGUCAAAAGACAAGUGCUGCUUGUAAUACUGACAUUGUCAUCGAGGCAAAAGACAUGUAUGUGUAGACAAUGUAUCUGAUGCAAUCUGGCCAAACAGAGUAUGGCAUGUCAUACGCUGUUUGGCCAGACAGAAUCAGAUACAUUGGAACCAUAUAGAAAGACAGAGGGGCGUUGUUUGGAUCACUAGGAUCAAAUCAAAUCAAGUUUAUUUUAUAUAGCCCUUCGUACAUCAGCUAAUAUCUCGAAGUGCUGUACAGAAACCCAGCCUAAAACCCCAAACA
Molecule: messenger RNA, 2108 nt
Organism: Salvelinus namaycush (lake trout)
Lineage: Eukaryota; Metazoa; Chordata; Actinopteri; Salmoniformes; Salmonidae
Product: growth factor receptor-bound protein 2-like
Exons: 9
Coding region: 379-1248 (289 amino acids)
Molecular function (GO): protein binding
Source: RefSeq, a predicted model, not a curated record